UUUUAGAUUUUGUACCAUGUUGUUUUAACCCUCCAUGACCCAACACAUUCAUUAAUGAACACAAAUCUUUUGUGUUUGGCAGACCCUUUUGAUCUCUUCCACUGGAUCAACCAACUAUGCUUCUCCUUCACUUGCAGACCUGCCACCCAUGGAUUCUACCCCCAAUCCACACCCACUUCUCAUCAAUCGCCAACAAUUCCAGGAGGUUUGUGCCCUGCCAAUUCAGCUGGAUCAAAUCUUCAACUUUGCAUGUGCGUGGCCUUGGAGGGCAUGGUGAAGGGAGAUGGGAGGCUGAUUCUCACAGAUCAGAAGUUAAGUCAAAUUCCAACACUUACAAACAUGUUUCAGAAAAUUUGGGCACUGAGUCCAUUUGCAUGGAAAAAAAUAAUAGUAGUUCUGAUCAGGGUCCACAGGCUAAAAGCAUGAUACAAUCUAUGUCAUUGUACAUCAUACUGAGAUUGACACAUAACAAGUUGCUUGAUCUGAUGAUAAAAGUUGUCCAACCAUUACUUUCAGACAUGUUACAGACUCUUAGGGCGACAAGCUUGCCUCUUGCUUGCAUUUCUAAUUCCUUGAAUAAACCUAAGCCUCUUCAAUUAGACGUGUCCUUGCCUUCUUUUCAUGAUAUUAGAUGGAGCUUAGCACGGUUGUUGUACUUAUUUAACAUCCAGCUUGAGAGAAAUGUUGCCACGUUCUUUGUGGUGCUCCUUUUAGCAUGCUUCUCAUUUGUUGUCAUUGGUGGUCUCCUGUUCUUCAAAUUCAGGGGUAGUAAAAAUUCUCUAGAAGAUUGUCUCUGGGAAGCCUGGGCAUGUCUUUGUUCAUCCUCCACUCAUUUAAAACAAUCAACACGUAUUGAGCGUGUUAUUGGCUUUCUUCUUGCAAUAUGGGGUAUAUUGUUCUACUCUCGCCUUCUAAGUACGAUGACAGAACAAUUUAGGAAUAAUAUGCAAAAGCUGAGGGAGGGGGCCCAAAUGCAAGUUCUGGAGACUGAUCAUAUCAUUAUCUGUGGGAUGAAUAGUCAUCUUCCCUUCAUAUUAAAGCAGCUAAAUAAGUAUCAUGAAUUUGCUGUUCGCUUAGGCACUGCUACAGCUAGGAGGCAGAGAAUCCUUCUUAUGUCUGAUCUUCCAAGAAAACAGACUGAUAGGAUUGCUGAAAACAUUGCAAAAGAUUUAAAUCAUAUCGAUGUCCUUACCAAGAGUUGCAGCCUUAGUUUAACAAAAUCAUUUGAAAGAGCAGCAGCCAACAAGGCACGUGCAAUAAUUAUACUGCCUACUAAAGGGGAUCGGUAUGAAGUUGACACAGAUGCAUUUCUUUCUGUUUUAGCCCUUCAACCAAUUCCAAAUAUGGAUUCGGUCCCCACCAUAGUUGAGGUUUCAAGUUCAAAGACGUGUGAGUUGCUGAAAUCAAUUUCAGCAUUGAGAGUAGAGCCAGUAGAAAAUGUUGCUUCCAAAUUAUUUGUUCAAUGCUCUCGGCAGAAGGGGCUUAUAAAGAUCUACAGGCACUUGCUAAAUUAUCAAAAAAAUGUAUUCCAUCUUUGCAGCUUGCCUAAUCUAGAAGGACUGACAUAUAGGCGAAUAAGACAUAAAUUUCAAGAAGCUGUUGUAUGUGGUCUUUACCGGAGUGGGAAAAUAUACUUCCACCCAAACGAUGAUGAAAUUCUGCAGCAAACUGACAAAGUGUUGUUCAUUGGAUCCCUUCGGGAUACUAAAAAGCCAGAAAUUGUAACCCCAAAUGGGCAAGAAGGAAAGCAUGGAAUUUUUAAUGAAGAAAUACAUGAAAAGGACGUGGAACAUGUCAUCAAAUUGAGUAAAUUAAGACUUGCUAAUAUAGUAAAACGUCCUCGUAGAUCAGGUUCCAAGGCAUCAGAUGGGAAUCUAGGACCGAAAGAAUGCAUUCUUUUACUUGGGUGGAGGCCUGAUGUUGUAGAAAUGAUUCAAGAGUAUGAUAACUAUCUUGGUCCUGGAAGUGUUUUGGAAGUGUUAUCGGACACACCAUUAGGUGACAGGAUUAUUAGGGAGAGCAACAUCAAUUGUAAUAGCAAACUCAAGAAUGUCCGAGUUUCUCAUAGGAUUGGAAAUCCCAUGGACUAUGACACCUUAAAGGAAACCAUUUUGAAUAUUCAGAAUUCUUUGAAGAAUGAAGAUGUUCCUUUGUCGAUUGCGGUCAUAUCUGACAGAGAAUGGCUUCUUGGAGAUCCAUCUAAGGCAGACAAGCUAUCUGCUUAUUCUCUCCUACUUGCUGAAAAUAUCUGCAACAAGUUUGGAGUUAAGGUGCAAAAUCUAGUUGCAGAAAUAGUUGAUUCAAAAUUGGGGAAACAAAUUACUAGAAUCAAACCAUCGGUGACCUACAUUGCAGCAGAGGAAGUAAUGAGCCUUGUAACAGCUCAAGUGGCUGAGAAUAGUGAACUGAAUGAAGUUUGGAAAGACGUACUGAAUGCAGAGGGCGAUGAAAUUUAUGUUAAGGAUAUUGGGCUUUACAUGAAAGAAGGAGAGAAUCCAUCGUUUUCUGAGCUUUCAGAGAGAGCAUAUUUGCGGAGAGAAGUAGCCAUAGGAUAUGUGAAGAACAAGAAGAAUGUAAUAAACCCACUUCCCAAGACUGAACCCCUCUCUCUUGAAAUGACUGACUCGUUGAUAGUCAUAUCAGAGCUGGAAGGAGAACAACCCAUCGUUUUGUAAUGCUUAACAAUGAUUUAGGAAGAGACUGCAUCCACAUCAUUGAAUAUUCCUGUCACUCUUUCAUCAUUUGAAUCACAUUUCUCUGUAAUUUCUUUUAAUAUAAUUAGACUUGAUUUUUGUCAUUUAAUCUAGAGUAAAUUAUACUUUAUCUCUCCCAUACUUUUUUAAUUUAUUCCUUGUACUGUUUUGCUUAAUGUCAAUGCCACAUGUGUGAUAAAGGAGAAAUUUUUUAUGGUCCAAGACCAUCAUGGUCCCAACUAAUAGAAACAUGACAUGUAUGUAUUUUUUUGUUUAAAAAAAAAUUGACACAUG
This is a messenger RNA of Abrus precatorius (Indian licorice), 2987 nucleotides long. Its product is annotated as putative ion channel POLLUX-like 2. The transcript is spliced from 24 exons. Bases 117 to 2675 code for a protein of 852 amino acids. Lineage: Eukaryota; Viridiplantae; Streptophyta; Magnoliopsida; Fabales; Fabaceae. The record is from RefSeq and is a predicted model, not a curated record. Gene Ontology annotation, biological process: monoatomic ion transport.